CAGGAGAUAAGAGUUUACAGAGCAUUAAUAAUGGAGUGGAAGCAAUUCGGACUGCUCUCUAGAGAACGGCAGAAGCUUUCUGGAGAUAGCCAUGGUCCCCGGCGUUGGAUUUGGGCCAAGAAAACUAAAUUUCUACUGAAAAUUUAACGUUUCUUCGAGCCUCUUGAUCACAAUUCCUUCUUCGCCUUCCAAAAUUCUUACACGAGGAGGGAGAUGCAGUCUAGGUUGUGAAAAUUGUUAGCUUGGCAAGUUAGGUUGUGGUUGGAUUCUGGAUUGGGAAUAAUGCGGCACUUGUCGUUGUUGUUCAAUGGAUUGGCGAAGUCUUUGUAUUCAGGAAGGGGGAAGCUUUCGGGGAUCGACUGUGGGAGGGAGGCGGCGGAUGAGCUCGCGAGGGAGGCGAAGAAGAACGACAUGAUUCUCAAGUCGUCGGGCACGGUGAGGUGCGAGGGAUCGAACAGCUUCGUGUCGGUGUUCUCGCAGAGAGGGGAGAAGGGAGUGAAUCAGGACUGUUCUAUUGUGUGGGAGGAAUUUGGAUGCCAAGAAGACAUGAUCUUUUGUGGUAUAUUUGAUGGCCAUGGUCCCUGGGGACACUAUGUGGCAAAAGCAGUUCGAAAAUCCCUUCCUCCAUCUCUACUUUGUAACUGGCAGGAGGCGCUUGCUCUGGCUGCUUUGGUAGGUGAUAAAAAGCUUUGUCAGUUUGACAUUUGGAAGCAGUCCUAUCUCAGCACUUGUGCUGCUGUAGACCAGGAGCUUGAGAAGCAUCGCAGGCUGGAUUCCUUCCAUAGUGGGACCACUGCAUUGACGAUCAUCAAACAAGUAAUUACCAAUUUUAUUUACAUGCACGUUACUCAGGGUGAACUCAUGGUAAUUGCAAAUGUUGGUGAUUCUCGUGCUGUGUUGGCAACAACUGCAGAAGAUGGCAGCUUGGUUCCUGUACAACUUACCAUUGAUUUUAAACCAAAUUUGCCUCAGGAGGCUGAGCGCAUAACUCGUUGCAAGGGCCGUGUAUUUUGUUUGCAUGACGAGCCAGGCGUACAUAGGGUAUGGCUACCAAAUGGAGAAACAGCAGGGUUGGCAAUGUCAAGAGCAUUUGGAGACUAUUGUCUUAAAGAUUAUGGGCUGAUUUCUGUGCCUGAAGUCACCCAAAGGAAAAUAAUAAAUAGAGAUCGGUUUAUUGUGCUUGCAACAGAUGGGGUUUGGGAUGUUAUUUCCAAUGAAGAAGCUGUGCAGAUAGUGUCCUCAACCAAGGAAAGAGGAAAAUCAGCAAAAAGGCUUGUGAAAUGUGCUGUCCGUGCAUGGAAGCGCAAGAGGAGAGG
Molecule: messenger RNA, 1316 nt
Organism: Elaeis guineensis (African oil palm)
Lineage: Eukaryota; Viridiplantae; Streptophyta; Magnoliopsida; Arecales; Arecaceae
Product: probable protein phosphatase 2C 73
Biological process (GO): protein dephosphorylation
Molecular function (GO): protein serine/threonine phosphatase activity
Source: RefSeq, a predicted model, not a curated record